This is a messenger RNA of Xenia sp. Carnegie-2017, 4342 nucleotides long. Its product is annotated as fibropellin-1-like. The transcript is spliced from 27 exons. Gene Ontology annotation, cellular component: protein-containing complex; plasma membrane. NCBI's taxonomy places the organism in Eukaryota, Metazoa, Cnidaria, Anthozoa, Malacalcyonacea, Xeniidae. Gene Ontology annotation, molecular function: calcium ion binding; G protein-coupled receptor activity. The record is from RefSeq and is a predicted model, not a curated record. The coding region runs from base 994 to 4146 and encodes 1050 amino acids. Gene Ontology annotation, biological process: heterophilic cell-cell adhesion; establishment or maintenance of epithelial cell apical/basal polarity.
UACUUAAUACAAUACAAAAGAUUUUUGAACGCACGUCAGAAACCGGAAUUAGCAAAACUUUGGGAGACCAAACCUCAAAGUACCCGACACGACUUGAACUUCCUUGUGAUUUUGAAUUUGUCGUGGCAUUAAUGAAGGCAGAGAAAUCGCUUUCACCGUAAAUAUUGUAAAUCACUGUAAAAAUAACUGUUCGAAUCCAUUUGCCUAAGGGACAAUCAAACCUAUUGUGUUUGAGAUUUCAACUGUUAAUCAAGUUCGAAAUUGCAGGAAAAAGAAACAACUUCGUGAUGCAUUUUAUUGAGAUUCUCGCACACGUCUUCGUGUUGGUCAAUUUAUGCCGGUUUGGUGAAGCUGUUCUAUGCGAUGCCCUCGAAGGACGUUCGUUUGAAUGUGGUAACAGAGCAGCACUGGAAGCUGAUUGCCCAAAAACAUGCUGCUUUAAUCAGACAGCGAGUCCGCCAUGUUAUUUUAAAGAGAAAGAUUUUGGCCCCAUCCAACACGCUAACGGACUUUGCAUAAAUGUGCAAGAUGGAAGCGAUCGUCUUAUUUGGUCACGUGAUUGCACUUCAAAGAAUGUUUUCUUCUUGGUAGCAAGGCACCAUCCAGUUUAUCAUGCGGCUACAGGAAAAUGCAUUUUACCAAUUGAUUGUAAUGGCAAAAAAUGUGACGUAAUACUACAACCGAAUAAUCGUUGUACUGCGUCAAAUUCAAAAUUUCAACCAACUGUGAAUGGAAAUUUGGAAUACGAUGACUAUUCUGGAAGAAAAAUGUGCAUUGGUAGCUCAUCUGUUGCUAAUAAUAAAUGGGAACCUCAAGAAAAUGAAAAUGUCACUAUUGCAGAAAAUAUUUGUAGCGUGAAUAACUCAUGCAAAUUUGACUACGUGAGUGAAAAAAUAAUUUUGAGUUCGGGAAGUAUGACAAUGCAAUGUAAUAAACAAUGCAGUACAUCGAAGAUUGAAGUACGAUUGGCUGAAUUUGGUAAAUUGAUCAAUUAUGUACCCUCAAAGAUGUUGUCAAACGAAAAAGGAUGUUUGUCAUCAUCACUGUCAAGGUCGGUGCAGAAAAAAGUGCAAAGAAAAGAGCUAUUGUUCUUUCAAUAUGGGCGAAGAAGGAAUCGUUGCAAAAUCAUCUGAUUGUUCAAAAGGAACAUGGCUACUUGUGCGUUACACUUGCAAAUUUUCAGAUAUUAAGAAAUGUCUGUUCAACUCAUGCAAUGCCAAUGCCAACUGUACGGAUAUAGAUGGAUCGUUUAAAUGCCAAUGUAAAGAAGGGUAUUCUGGAAAUGGAAUCAAUUGCACAAAUAUCGACGAAUGUCUGUCUCAUCCAUGUGACGACAAUGCUAACUGUACUGACAAUGACGGAUCUUUUGAAUGCCAAUGUAAAGAAGGGUAUUCUGGAAAUGGAACUUAUUGCACAAAUGUCAACGAAUGUUUGUUCAGUCCAUGUGACGACAAUGCCAAUUGCACCGAUAAUGAAGGAUCUUUUGAAUGCCGAUGUAAAGAAGGGUUUUUUAGAAAUGGAACUAAUUGCACAAAUAUCGACGAAUGUCUGUCUCAUCCAUGUGACGACAAUGCUAACUGUACUGACAAUGACGGAUCUUUUGAAUGCCAAUGUAAAGAAGGGUAUUCUGGAAAUGGAACUUAUUGCACAAAUGUCAACGAAUGUUUGUUGAGUCCAUGUGACGACAAUGCCAAUUGCACCGAUAAUGAAGGAUCUUUUGAAUGCCGAUGUAACGAAGGGUUUUUUAGAAAUGGAGCUAAUUGCACUAAUAUCGACGAAUGUCUGUCUCAUCCAUGUGACGACAAUGCUAACUGUACUGACAAUGACGGAUCUUUUGAAUGCCAAUGUAAAGAAGGGUAUUCUGGAAAUGGAACUUAUUGCACAAAUGUCAACGAAUGUUUGUUGAGUCCAUGUGACGACAAUGCCAAUUGCACCGAUAAUGAAGGAUCUUUUGAAUGCCGAUGUAAGGAAGGGUUUUUUAGAAAUGGAGCUAAUUGCACAAAUAUCGACGAAUGUCUGUCUCAUCCAUGUGACGACAAUGCUAACUGUACUGACAAUGACGGAUCUUUUGAAUGCCAAUGUAAAGAAGGGUAUUCUGGAAAUGGAGCUUAUUGCACAAAUGUCAACGAAUGUUUGUUGAGUCCAUGUGACGACAAUGCCAAUUGCACCGACAAUGAAGGAUCUUUUGAAUGCCGAUGUAAGGAAGGGUUUUUUAGAAAUGGAGCUAAUUGCACAAAUAUCGACGAAUGUCUGUCUCAUCCAUGUGACGACAAUGCUAACUGUACUGACAUUGACGGAUCUUUUGAAUGCCAAUGUAAAGAAGGGUAUUCUGGAAAUGGAACUUAUUGCACAAAUGUCAACGAAUGUUUGUUGAGUCCAUGUGACGACAAUGCUAAUUGCACCGAUAAUGAAGGAUCUUUUGAAUGCCGAUGUAAGGAAGGGUUUUUUAGAAAUGGAGCUAAUUGCACAAAUAUCGACGAAUGUCUGUCUCAUCCAUGUGACGACAAUGCUAACUGUACUGACAAUGACGGAUCUUUUGAAUGCCAAUGUAAAGAAGGGUAUUCUGGAAAUGGAACUUAUUGCACAAAUGUCAACGAAUGCUUGUUGAGUCCAUGUGACGACAAUGCCAAUUGCACCGACAAUGAAGGAUCUUUUGAAUGCCGAUGUAAGGAAGGGUUUUUUAGAAAUGGAGCUAAUUGCACAAGUAUCAACGAAUGUUUGUUUAGCCCAUGUGACGAUAAUGCAAAUUGCACCGACAAUGAAGGAUCUUUUGAAUGUCGAUGUAAAGAAGGUUUUUCUGGAGAUGGAUUUUCUUGUACAAAUAUAUUAUCCUCAAUUCAAAUGAACUUAAAAUAUGAAGGAAUUUCUGGAAAGUUACUUAUUAUCACAUGUACUGUUGAUGGGUCGUCGUCACCAAAUUUUUUGUGGAAAAAUGGCAGCCUGGUCCUUUCACAUUCGUCGAAUGUUAAGAUGGAGACGAAAGACAAAGUCUCAAAGUUGUUUGUUCGAAAUACUACGCCAUUUGAUUCUGGUGUUUAUCAUUGCAUAGCAAGAAAAGACGCAGCGAGCAUUGCUAGCAAUAUAUCGGUAAAAGUGAAGAAUGUUCCUGUUAUUUCUGUUUUUCCACUGUCAAUAUCUGCCACAGAAGGUGACGUUAUUUUGCUCACGUGUCUGGUGGAUAAUAAUCAGUACCACAAAGUAGAAGUUUUAUGGUUCAAUAGUUCCACACCUACACAGCAUAUAGAUACUGGAAGAGAACUCAAUCUUACUAAUCGCAUUCAAUUAAAGACGAGAAAUCGUUACGAAGAGACAUACUGGUGUAAUGCUACAAACCAAGACGGUACAAGUCGAAGUCAAAAUGUCAGCGUUGUUGUGGUGUCAAAAGAAUACAAAGACUAUUGCUCUGCUGAGAAAGCUCGUGGUUAUGAUUGGAAAAGAACUCCUGUUGGGUCAAAUGUUGUUAAGAAAUGUCGUGAUAAAAAGAUAGGAGUUGCUUUUCGGUUGUGUUCAAAGGAUAAUGGACGUGCAGCCUGGGAUAAAGUUGAUGUGUCAAAUUGUAGAUCCCCAAUUGUCGUUGAUCUAGUUGAACAGGUAUCAAGGCUCGAGGAAGGUUUUGCAUCCAUUAACGUCAGCGAGAUUCUAAAAAGAACUGAAGUUGUUACGAAAGACGGUGGGGAAUUGUUUGAACAAGAUAUCAGAGACAUUGUGUCUGUUUUAAAGAGAACCCAAACGAAAACAUCGUUGCCGACUGAUCGAGAGAAAUUCAUUCGGUCUUCAAGUAAUAUUGUUGGUAGUUCAAAAAGAGGUGCCUGGAAAAACUUACAAGAAAGAAACACCUUAGCAAAACAUGUUAUUGAAGGCUCAGACAUGAACGCUAAGAAAUUAGUCGCUGAAACUGGAAAACCUGGAAGAGUACUUAAGUUUAAGACUGAAAAUAUUGAACUACUUGGUAUAAAGCUCCAUAAAAAUAAACCAGCUCAGCCCGAAGAUGUCAAUCUCAUGUCUGAAGACGAAGGCGUUGAGUUUCUUUGGGUUGAUGGUAUAAAGCAAGCGACUGUUGUCAAAUACACUUCAAUCAAAGACAUAUUAUCGCCCGAGGAGCUACAAAAUCUGUCGACAGCACGAUACAGGCCAGUGGCAAUCUGACUAUACAGAGCACCAUAGUUUCCUUUGCUACAGCCCCAAAACUUCCAAUGUUACUCAACACAUCAAAAUUGUCUUGAAAAACAAUCAGAGUGGUUACGUUGAUCCUGGAAGACAGUGUGUAUUUAUUGAACCAAGUGUAAGCGAUAGCAAAUGGAGCCGUGAAGGAUGUAAAUUAAAUGAAUCAAAAUCCUCAAAA